Molecule: messenger RNA, 6300 nt
Organism: Drosophila ananassae
Lineage: Eukaryota; Metazoa; Arthropoda; Insecta; Diptera; Drosophilidae
Gene: form3
Product: FH2 domain-containing protein 1
Exons: 11
Coding region: 811-5721 (1636 amino acids)
Biological process (GO): cellular component organization
Molecular function (GO): actin binding
Source: RefSeq, a predicted model, not a curated record
CGUUUUCAGUUUGCAGUUACAGUCGCUCGCGAUCUCCCAAACGAAACGGUUCAUUUCCGCAUCCGGCAGCAGGUGCGCAGUGUAGCAGUGUAGGUGUGUGUUGUGCGUCGAGAACUCCGAAUGCAAAGUGCAUGUGCAGCGGUCAGCUCGCCUUGCAUUCGAUUUGAUUGAAUUUUUUGUUUUGGCUCGGGCCUGGGCUGGAACCAGCUCUGAAGCAGCGUUGUUUGGCUUUGGUGUUCUGCGGCUGCGCGACUGCAUUUCCAAUAAACGCGUUUUGCUUUUGGCACGCCGAGCUGCAAGCUGCGUGGGCGUCGGGGAGCCGUGAAGUGUCUCUGUGUGUGUGCAUUAGCUAAUGUAUUUGUAUGGCUAAUUAAAGUUGCAGUUGCAGCAGCACAAACCGCAAAGUGGCAGCCACCAGAACUACUGACAAAAGCGAAACAAAGUGCAUUCGAUAUUGCGAUAACUGGAAGCCACGCUACUCCCGUUCCCGUUCCCGUUCCCUACCCGAUCGGCUCUCGAAAUUGGAUUGGAUCACAGGUGUUCCCCCCAACAGCGCCCCAACGCAUUUUCCAUGAUUCCGGGCACGAGGAGCACCCGGCAUGACGUGAACUGCCUAAAAAUUCCAUGCGAGAACCGAAACCUUUGCAACUAGCCGCCCCAAUCGAUCGUCUCGAUUCGAUUCGAUCCGAUUGCCCCCGAAGAGCGUCCGUUUCGGGGACGUGAUCCGCCCCAAAAAGAGUCACCAUUCUCGCCGCUUCCUCACCUGAAAGUUACACCAAGAACCCACAACCAAGAACCACAAACGCCAAGAUGGACUCACGCAUCGGCCUGGACUACAUUGUCGAGAAUCGUGACUACAUUGCCAAGCUUGGCGCAGCUCUGGACACGCAGAACGCCACCGUUAAGAAGCAGGUCUUCGAGCUCCUCUCGGCGCUCUGCGCCUACAGUCCCGAGGGCUAUGCGCGUGCCAUAGAAACCCUAGAAUUUUACAAGAAUCUCAAGAAGCAGCGCUACCGCUUCAAGAUUGUCAUCAACGAACUGGAGCUGUCGAGUGCCGCCGCCUCACCACCCUUGGACUACCAGGCCGCGCUGCUGGCCUUCAUCAACUGCGUCAUCAUCUCCGCCGCGACGCUGCAGGAGAGGAUUCGCAUUCGCAACGAAUUUAUAGGUCUCAAAGUGCUGCCACUGCUGAACAACCUGAGGAAAGUCGCACAAAGUGUGGGCGAUAUCAUCGUACAAUUGGACGUAUUCGUGGAGCAGCAGGAAUGCGACGAGGCCCAGAGCCUGCAGGCUCCCGAUGGCAUCAAUCUCAACUCGCACCUUGAUGUCUUCUACGCGAUACUGCGACAGGUGGCCGACACGCCGCAGGAAGUGCCAUUCCUCAACAUUCUGCAGCACCUGCUACGCAUUGAUCCCAAGGAGGCGCUCAGCGACAUCGUCUGGGACACCACAGAGCGGCUCGUCCACCGCGCCACGCUCCUCGAGAGCCACGAGGAUGCAGUGCGUCUGCUCCGCACGCCCAGCAGCCAGAAGUUCGCCUGCCAGAACUGCCGCAGCACCGAUGCCAGCAGCCCCACCCGCAAGCCCUCCCAGCCAGCGGUGGGAGUGGCUGGGGCUAAGCCAGCACCUCCGCCUCCGCCACCACCGGCGUCAGGAGGCGCUCCACCGCCUCCCCCUCCGCCACUGAAUGGAGCAGGGCAGGCACCACCUCCGCCGCCACCUCCGCUGCUCAAUGGUAGCACUCUGCCGCCACCGCCGCCUCCGCCUUCCAUGCAACUGACAUCGCGACCACGGACACCAGACCCACUGGCCGUGGAAGCGGAGGUGGCCGUGCUGCUGCCGCAGCUAGACACUCCGGCGCCCAAGGCCAAGAUGAAGACCAUCAACUGGGGCAAAAUACCGCACAAUAAGGUCGUCGGAAAACAGAACAUCUGGGCUAUCGUGGCCAGCAACCACAAGCACAAUCCGAUGCAGGACAUAGACUGGAACGAGAUGGAGGGUCUAUUCUGCCUGCAAACCACCAGUGCCCAGGGAUCGCCCAAGCUGGGACGCGAAAGCAACGGAGGACAGGGCUCCAGUGGCUCCAAUGGGUGUGACACCUUGGAUCGCAAGUCGAAAAAGGAGUGCACGGAGAUCACACUGCUGGACGGCAAGAGGAGCCUCAACGUUAACAUCUUCCUGAAACAAUUCCGGACUAGCCACGAGGAGAUCAUCCAACUGAUACGGCAGGGCGCCCACGAGGAGAUCGGCGCAGAGAGGCUGAGGGGCCUGCUGAAGAUCAUGCCGGAGGUGGAUGAGCUGGACAUGCUGAAGAGCUUUAACGGGGACAAGGCAAGGCUGGGAAAUGCCGAGAAGUUCCUGCUCCAGCUGCUGGAAGUGCCCAACUACAAAUUACGAAUCGAGAGCAUGCUGCUGAAGGAGGAGUUUGCGGCCAAUGUCGCCUACCUGGAGCCCUGCAUCAAUUCCAUGCUCUAUGCCGGCGACGAUCUGCUGAACAACAAGAUCCUGCAGGAGGUGCUCUACAUGGUUGUGGUGGCUGGAAACUUCCUCAACUCUGGAGGCUACGCUGGAAAUGCGGCGGGCGUUAAGCUCGCCUCACUUCAGAAGCUCACCGACAUCCGGGCGAACAAGCCGGGCAUGAACCUCAUCCAUUUUGUGGCCCUGCAGGCGGAGCGACGCAAGCCGGAGCUACUGCAGUUCACCAGUCAGCUAAGCGCCCUCGAAAAUGCCAGCAAAACAACGUCGGAGCAGAUCAAUAACGAAAUCAACACCCUGGAUGGACGGAUCGGAAGGAUAACCAGACAAAUCGAACAACCUGCAACGGAUACGGAUAUCAAGGAGCAGAUGGCGGACUUCUUGCUGGCCGCCAAGUCGGAGAUGUCUGUGCUGCAAUCGGGAAUGAAACAGGUGGAGGCCAUGCGCCUGAAGCUCUCCGACUUCUUCUGCGAGGACGCGGCCACUUUCCGGCUAGAGGAGUGCUUCAAGAUCUUCCAGAAUUUCUGUGAUAAGUUCCGGCAGGCGGUCAAGGAGAACGAGCGCCGCCAGCAGCAGGAGCAGCAGGCCACCCUGCGAAGGAAACAGCGCGAGGAGCAGAUGGCCCGUCGAGCCAAGCAGAUUGGUCAAGCAAUCACACCCGUGUCGGAUUCGGAGCACUCCUUUCUGGGUGACGGCAUUUUCGAUCCACGUGCUAGUCCGGCGCUUAGUCGCCGCCAUCUGGGAUCUGGCGAGAUCAGCAACGGAUUCAUUCGCCUUGAGCAGGACGGCGCCUCGCCGGACAUCACGCCGAAUGGCAGUUUACGGAGACGCCGGAGUCGAGUUUUGGCCGAGGAGGACGAUCUUAUGGAGUUCUUGCGAAGCUCCACGGGGCCUCACGAUGGCCACAUCAGCCGGGAGCGGAAGGCAGCUGCCUACGGUAGUUUGGAUCGCUCCUGGGCUCGGCGUGCCCGUUCCGGAAGCUCGAGCCGCAAGCGACCGGACCUGCUCAACAUUGACUUUGGCAUGGAUCGGGAGAGGGCCAGCUCACCAGCUCCGCUCCUGCAACAGCAACAGUCACAGGAGCGGCUUCAAUCGCCGCUGGCCAGUGCAGCGAAUACGCCCACGGGCAGUGGUCAGACGCCGCCCAUCAACGAGGAUGCGAAACCGAGAAUAUCCCGUGAGUGGCGCCAGAAAAUCGAGACCUGGCUGCAGUCCAACGAGAACGACGAAAAGCAAAACGAGGAGUACAAGAGGAAGCGUCGUCUGGUCAACGCCAAUCGGCGAUCGCUCGAAAACGAAACUGAAAACGAACGAAAACUGGACCCCUUGCCGGAGGAGAAGAUCAUGCCUUCGACAACGACAGUCACGCCAACGAACACGCCCACGACCACUAAUCCCAGUUAUAAUUCCACUAAUCCCAGGAAGCCGGAGCAAGAGUCAGGAAGAUAUCAGCGCGUCUACGCCGACUGGAAGCCCUCGAAGACGCUCGAGCAAACGGAUGUGGUGGCCAAUCUUCAGGCUAUAGCGGAUGCCCAGCCGCAAGACACACUGCAUCAUUACCGCCGCCAGCGACCUCAAGAACAGACGAGUGCCAGUGGCCUUCACUCCAUUGCUGAAGAGGAUCGCCGCAAAACGUUAAUCCAGAAGAUGGGGGAACAGGACCGGCGAUCCGUCAGCAGGGACCUUCCGCCCAAAACGGCAGACCAGCAGCCGCCCAAGUCACCAAAGCCCCAGGUGUCCUCCACCGAUGAUACUUUCGCCAGCCUGUUAAGCCACCACAAGACCCAAAACGAGAUGCAGGCGUCUUCCAAGGAGGUGGAUGCCGACAAUAUAGAGACGCCGCCUGUAAGCCGGCGGGUGAUAUCCACGCCCACCACGACAGUGGUAACUGUAAGCAUGACGGACAAGCCGAAGGCUGUUCCCGAAGAGAAAAUCACCAUAAGCUUGGGAUCAGCGGAUCAGGAUGUCCCUGGCCACUUCGACCGCCAUGCACUUGGUCGACGAACCCGUCGCUACAAGAGACCCACGGACUACAGCAGUGGUAAUGAGGAGCUACUGACCACCAGCUCCCCCAAGCCAGAGGUGAAGCCCUCGCCCUCAAAGCCAGAGCCACCCCCGCUAGAAAAGGCCAAGCAGAAGGAGCGCACCAUUAAUAAACUGGAGAAGGUGGGCCGCCACAUCAGCUCCAUCAACCAGGAGGACGUGCGGGAAGCUAUUCGAAAUCUCAAGUCCCCCACGGGCACACCGGAGCGUCCUUGGAGUCCGCCGCGGGAGAUCACCCCAUCGAGGCUGAAGCUCACGGCCAGUGGGCACCACCAUGAGCUCAACGACGAGGGCUUCGAGGAGACCCAGAGCCUGGUCUCAGACACGCCUUCCCACGGCAAGGGUGAAAGCACCAAUUCCUCCUGUAACGAGGGCGUAAGUGAAACCCCUUCGAGGCAGCGUCCGCUCCAGAAACAGAAACCCACUACCACCAGCAUCUCGCAGAUGGGUAGCCGACCGGCUGACCGCCUUCAACUAUCCAGGACCCGGAGCAGUAGCUCCACACCCUCUGCCAUCAAGUCACAAAGCCAUGUGUCCGCCCCGCCGGUGGCCACGGUAAAGAGGAGUGUCUCCGCCAAUCGUCCGCUUCGGAUGCCCAAUGGUCAGCCGCUUGCCAGUGCCACUCCACUUCGGUCCGCCUCGGCGGUGAGGCGCUCACCGCAGGAGCAGCAGGUCCUCGCAGGCGUGGAGCGUAGCAGCUCUAGGAACAGCCUACGAUCAUCGCGCUCCUCCAUCAACAGCGGCGCCUCCACGCAGACAGUGGUGAGGCGACUUCCGUCCGUGCAACGACCAGUGGUCACUGUGUCCGUGGACUCCUCGCCAAGCAAGAGGCCCCUGGCCGCGCAGAAUCUUCGUCCCACCCCGGGCCGCGGAGUGCCCGCCAGCAGAAGCAGCAGCAGUGGCUCCAGCGUGGGUCCUAGUGUGAUCCUGGUGCGCAGCAAAAUGGGAACCACAGCGCCCAGGGCAACUAUCAGUGGCAGCACCAGCUUCAAGGAGAACCAGUCACAGCAGCCUAGUCCCCAAUCCCGGAUGAGCGCCGCCCGCAGCGUGGUUCUGGUUAAGAACGCUAUGAACCAGCAGCAACAGCAGCAGGCCAGAAUGAGCCCAAGCUCCCAUCCUCAGCAGCGUAGCUCCGGCAGCAGUCGAUCUGUGAGCAGUUUCAUGCGACCCACAGCCAGCAGUACCACCAAGCGCCAGAAGUAGGAGAUCUGGGCCAGAAGAGGCCUCGUCCAAGUUAACGUCCCAAGUUUACACAUGUUACAAAAGCGAAUGCAUCCAACUCCAAGCCGUCCACGCGACAAUUUCGAAUUUCUAGACAGGAUCUGUCACACAAAAUAUAACCAUAUAAUUGUUAAAGUUGCAGUAUUUUGAGCAAUCCUUAGAUUCCCCAGCACAUUCCAUCAGACCACAGAGUUUCCGAAUCCCUGACAACAAACUAAACCGAAAGACAUAAUCUUGCAAUUCUUAGAUUUAUUUGAGCACAAACGAAGACAAAAAUACUAGCAAGUAACAUUACUUAACUAAAACUAGACUAAGAAAAAAUUAGAAAACAAGAAAAAAAAAAUGUUAAACUCGUAUUUUCCAUAUUUAACAUAUAGAUUGUAGCGAUUAUUCGAUUAUACAUGUGUAGGAGACUUUUUUAUAGAAGCGAGUUAUUUACAAAGUGUGUAGUUGAGGAAACCAAAACAUGAAAUAAUGAGACGACAAUUACAAAUCCUUAAAAUAAAAGAACAUAAGCUUUAAAAUUGCAUAAUAAAUAAAAUAUUUUAUCAUUAACUAUAA